This is a messenger RNA of Penicillium angulare, 1488 nucleotides long. RefSeq names its product misato family protein. Bases 1 to 1488 code for a protein of 495 amino acids. Lineage: Eukaryota; Fungi; Ascomycota; Eurotiomycetes; Eurotiales; Aspergillaceae. Gene Ontology annotation, biological process: mitochondrion distribution. The record is from RefSeq and is a predicted model, not a curated record. The transcript has 5 exons. Gene Ontology annotation, cellular component: cytoplasm.
AUGCAUGAGAUUGUUACUUUGCAACUCGGCCAGAGGGCUAACUAUCUGGCAACGCAUUUCUGGAACCUCCAGGAAUCAUAUUUCACUUACAACGAGAAGGAAGAGUCUGAAAUAGAUCAUGAUGUUCAUUUCCGCCCAGGUGUUGGAGCCGAUGGCUCAGAAACAUACACUCCUAGAACCAUCAUUUAUGACCUAAAAGGCGGAUUUGGUACUCUUCGCAAGUACAAUGCACUUUACGAGAUGUCCGAAGAGGCAGCAAGCGGACAGGGUCUUUGGGAUGGGACUGAAAUUGUUCAAAAGCAAGAACCGAUUAUACCGAGUGAUUAUCAGAAGAGCUUAGAUUUGGGCACUCCUGCACCUCGCUUAACAUCAGAGACAGUACGCUACUGGUCUGACUACAACAGAGUCUUCUACCAUCCUCGGUCCAUCGUGCAGCUGAAUGAGUAUGAGUUGAACUCCCAGAUGAUGCCUUUCGAGGACUGGAAUGUUGGCGAAGAACUGUUCGCAGAUCUCGAUAAAGAACACGACCUGCUGGACCGGGACGUGAGACCCUUUCUUGAAGAAUGCGAUCAAUUGCGAGCACUUCAGAUCUUCACGGGGGCUGACGAUGCCUGGGGCGGCUUUGCAGGUCGGUAUAUUGAACGACUAAGAGAUGAGUAUGGCAAGAAGAGUAUCUGGGUGUGGGCCAUUGAGGACGGCCAAAGGGUUCAACGGCACAAACAAUUGAAGAAAGAUGUUAACAAGGCCAAAUCUUUGUACACCAUCUCGCCACAGUCUACUCUAUACGUACCUAUCAUCGAUAUUCCCCAGAGACUUCCAAGCUAUAUCAAUCUGGAUCGCCAGUCCCAUUGGCAGACCACUGCUUUAAUCAGCUCUGCCCUGGAGACGGUGACGUUGCCAUCACGAAUACGUCCUUACCACGACUUUGAAGCCUCAUUGUCUGGUGAUGAUGGCAGACACACUAUCUUCGAGCUACAAUCGACUUUUAGUUACCAAGAUAACAAGAAUGAGCAGAAACCCACGGAAGAUAAUCAAAGGCCUAAGCCGGAAACCGAGUUUGACAUCGAUUUCACUUACGGGGAUGGGAAAAGUGACAAUGCGCAUAUUUUCAACCAAGUCCAGGUGACUCGAGGGGACGAGCGAGAAAGGUCUACUGAUUCAACGCAAGAUGAUCUUGGGCACCUACGUAAACUCCGACUUUACAACUCCGAAGCAAUGCUUCAAAGCUAUCACACGUCACUUCGACUCCCAAUUCUUGACAGUUUCCCGCACGGCCUCUACCAAAUCCCCCAGGCCAACGAAGGGCUUAGCGUAUUCUCCGCAUUGACCGCUUCGACCCGGACAGCCGAAAGAAUCAAGGCUAUCGAGUCUUCCACAGCACGUCUGUUAUCAGUCGAGGAACGGGAGAACAUGAUCAAUGGGCUAGGCGAGAUUAGGGAAACCUACGAGACAGGAUGGGGUAGUGGCUCCGACGAUGAUGAUGACUAG